This is a messenger RNA of Microsporum canis CBS 113480, 888 nucleotides long. RefSeq lists its product as hypothetical. The record is from RefSeq and is a predicted model, not a curated record. The coding region runs from base 1 to 888 and encodes 295 amino acids. NCBI's taxonomy places the organism in Eukaryota, Fungi, Ascomycota, Eurotiomycetes, Onygenales, Arthrodermataceae. The transcript has 3 exons.
AUGACCAUCCUAUCUACUGGGCGUUUUAAUUACAGGCUGCAGCUUGUUAGGAGCAAGACCAUACUUCUAGUCGCUUUCCUCUUCAGUUUGGCUUUGGUCUAUCUCUGUUACUUCUACGAUGAUUAUUCUCCAGUUCCACCUCCGGUGCGUGAAGGUGCCACCAAGCUCUCCAAGGCCGUGGUGGUUCCCAAGACAAAAUGGGACAGAGUAGGUUGGGUGAAGAAGCUGGAGCCAGAAUGGGUGCCUUUUAUCUAUUCAGUGGAUAAUGAUGCAAGAUAUACCCUCCGCACACCCAAGAAUGUUGGACGUGAGGCAAUGGUCUACCUGUCCUUUAUCAUAGACUACUAUGACUCGCUUCCAGAGAUAGUAGCAUUCACCCACAGCACAAAUAAGCAGUGGCAUAAUGACUUCAAAGGCCGCAAGACAGUCAACAUCCUAUCCCAUCUGCGGGAUGAUGCUGUGAAGAAGAAAGGAUACGUCAACCUUCGCUGUCUAUGGGAGCCUGGGUGUCCGACCUCGGUUAACCCGCUUAACCCAACCGAGACAGAUAUCAAGGAGCAGGGUGAGCGCGCUAAGAUGGCUGAGAUAUACAUGGAGCUGUUCAAUGUCACGAGGACCGAGGUACCCAUGCAUAUCGGUGGCGUGUGCUGCGCACAGUUCGCUGUGACCCGGGAACGAAUCCGUCAGAGGCCACUGGACGACUAUAUCCGGAUGCGCAACUGGGCCCUAGGAGCUGAGUUCACCAGUUUCGGCGUUGGUUGGGUAUUUGAGCAAAUAUGGCAUAUCAUCUUUAUGGAGGAAGCUAUCCAACAACCGGAGGACCAGGAGUUAGAGGCGUUGUAUAGCAUGUCUGGCUUAUAUGUAUCGGAUAGCAAGCAUUUGGGAUAG